AUGUCCUCUAAUUCCGCCGCUGCUGCCGUUUCCGCCGCCACGACCUCGCCGCAGAAGUCUUCUCGCUCGUCGCCGAAGAGGGCGGCCGUGGCGAAGAAGACCGGCGCGAAGAAGGUUGCGAAGAAGCCAGCGAAGAAGGUUGCGAAGAAGCCAGCGAAGAAGGUUGUGAAGAAGCCAGCGAAGAAGGUUGUGAAGAAGGCUGUGAAGGCUGUGAAGAAGGCUGUGAAGAAGGUUGUGAAGGCUGUGAAGACCGCGAAGAAGUCGUCGAAGAAAUCCUCGGCGAAGAAGUAA
Messenger RNA from Leishmania major strain Friedlin, 291 nucleotides. RefSeq names its product putative histone H1. NCBI's taxonomy places the organism in Eukaryota, Euglenozoa, Kinetoplastea, Trypanosomatida, Trypanosomatidae. The transcript has a single exon. The record is from RefSeq and is a predicted model, not a curated record. The coding region runs from base 1 to 291 and encodes 96 amino acids.